This is a messenger RNA of Ixodes scapularis (black-legged tick), 4422 nucleotides long. RefSeq names its product zinc finger protein 431-like. The transcript is spliced from 3 exons. The record is from RefSeq and is a predicted model, not a curated record. Gene Ontology annotation, molecular function: RNA polymerase II cis-regulatory region sequence-specific DNA binding; DNA-binding transcription factor activity, RNA polymerase II-specific. Gene Ontology annotation, biological process: regulation of DNA-templated transcription. Bases 156 to 2585 code for a protein of 809 amino acids. Lineage: Eukaryota; Metazoa; Arthropoda; Arachnida; Ixodida; Ixodidae.
AACAACAACAACAACGGAACCGUGUGUAUGUGGUUUGUUUUACGCAGUUUUACGUUCGAUGACCACUACUCAACAAACAGCAUCUCAAGUGGUCCCGUAUGUCCCUCUUGACCUUGCAAGACUCCCUACGAACCUGACCUUGGGCAGCAAUUCAAAUGGAACCAAUUCAGUCCUCAAGCCGUGGUGAUGGAGCCACAUUUUGGGGGGAGACCAGCUGCCCCCUGAAAGUUGCCGAGGGCAUCUGGUUCAGAUGCUGUUCCUGCACUUAUGUCACCAAAGAUCAGCAUGUAAUUGUGAACCACCUGGCUGCUCAUGGUGAUGAACAAGCCAAGUGCCAGCAUCCUCCCAUGUCUGACUCCAAGUCCCAAAUGAUCGACAACACUCAAAAGCACAAGAGUGAAAAGCCAUUUAAGUGCAAGCUUUGCCCCAAAGCCUUUGCUGAAAAUUCCAAUCUGCAAAGCCAUAAUCAAAUGCACACAGGUGAAAAACCAUUUAGGUGCAGCUGGUGCCCCAAAGCCUUUGCAUACAAUUCCAAUCUGCAAAUCCAUAAUCGAACACACACAGGUGAAAAGCCAUUUAAGUGCAAGCAGUGCCCCCAAUCCUUUGCUAAAACAUACCAUUUGAAAAAUCAUAAUCGAAUGCACACUGGUGAAAAGCCAUUUAAGUGCAAGCAGUGCCUGAAAGCCUUUGCUCACAGUUCCAAUCUGCAAAGACAUAAUCGAACGCACACUGGUGAAAAGCCAUUUAAGUGCAAGCAGUGUCCCGAAGCCUUUGCUGACAAUUCCAAUCUGCAAAGCCAUAAUCGAACGCACACGGGUGAAAAGCCAUUCAAGUGCAAGCAGUGCCCCAAAGCCUUUGGUGAAUAUUCCAGUCUGCAAAGUCAUAAUCGAACGCACACAGGUGAAAAGCCAUUUAAGUGCAAGCAGUGCCCCAAAGCCUUUGCUGACAAUUCCAAUCUGCAAAGCCAUAAUCGAACGCACACGGGUGAAAAGCCAUUCAAGUGCAAGCAGUGCCCCAAAGCCUUUGGUGAAUAUUCCAGUCUGCAAAGUCAUAAUCGAACGCACACAGGUGAAAAGCCAUUUAAGUGCAAGCAGUGCCCCAAAACCUUUGCUGACAAUUCUAAUCUGCAAAGCCAUAAUCGAACGCACACGGGUGAAAAGCCAUUCAAGUGCAAGCAGUGCCCCAAAGCCUUUGGUGAAUAUUCCAGUCUGCAAAGUCAUAAUCGAACGCACACAGGUGAAAAGCCAUUUAAGUGCAAGCAGUGCCCCAAAGCCUUUGCUGACAAUUCCAAUCUGCAAAGCCAUAAUCGAACGCACACGGGUGAAAAGCCAUUCAAGUGCAAGCAGUGCCCCAAAGCCUUUGGUAAAUAUUCCAGUCUGCAAAAUCAUAAUCGAACGCACACAGGUGAAAAGCCAUUUAAGUGCAAGCAGUGCCUGAAAGCCUUUGCUCACAGUUUCAAUCUGCAAAGACAUAAUCGAACGCACACGGGUGAAAAGCCAUUUCAGUGCAAGCAGUGUCCCAAAGCCUUUGCGGACAAUUCCAAUCUGCAAAGCCAUAAUCGAACGCACACGGGUGAAAAGCCAUUCAAGUGCAAGCAGUGCCCCAAGGCCUUUGGUGAAUGUUCCAGUCUGCAAAGUCAUAAUCGAAUGCACACUGGUGAAAAGCCAUUUAAGUGCAAGCAGUGCCUGAAAGCCUUUGCUCACAGUUUCAAUCUGCAAAGACAUAAUCGAACGCACACCGGUGAAAAGCCAUUUAAGUGCAAGCAGUGCCCCAAGGCCUUUGGUGAAUGUUCUAGUCUGCAAAGUCAUAAUCGAAUGCACACUGGUGAAAAGCCAUUUAAGUGCAAGCAGUGCCUGAAAGCCUUUGCUUACAGUUUCAAUCUGCAAAGACAUAAUCGAAUGCACAACGGUGAAAAGCCAUUUAAGUGCAAGCAGUGUCCCAAAGCCUUUGCUGACAAUUCCCAUCUGCAAAGCCAUAAUCGAACGCACACGGGUGAAAAGCCAUUCAAGUGCAAGCAGUGUCCCAAAGCCUUUGGUGAAUAUUCCAGUCUGCAAAGUCAUAAUCGAACGCACACAGGUGAAAAGCCAUUUAAGUGCAAGCAGUGCCCCAAGGCCUUUGCUGGCAAUUCCAAUCUGCAAAGCCAUAAUCGAACACACACGGGUGAAAAGCCAUUCAAGUGCAAGCAGUGCCCCAAAGCCUUUGGUGAAUAUUCCAGUCUGCAAAGUCAUAAUCGAACGCACACAGGUGAAAAGCCAUUUAAGUGCAAGCAGUGCCCCAAAGCCUUUGCUGACAAUUCCAAUCUGCAAAGCCAUAAUCGAACGCACACGGGUGAAAAGCCAUUCAAGUGCAAGCAGUGCCCCAAAGCCUUUGGUGAAUAUUCCAGUCUGCAAAGCCAUAAUCGAACGCACACGGGUGAAAAGCCAUUCAAGUGCAUGCAGUGCCCCAAAGCCUUUGGUGAAUAUUCCAGUCUGCAAAGUCAUAAUCGAAGGCACACGGGUGAAAAGCCAUUUAAGUGCAAGCAGUGCCCCAAAGCCUUUUCUCUUAGUAGUAAUCUGCUCCGUCAUCAUCAAACACACAGUGUUUAAAAUCCUUACAAGGGCAAAGAAUGCCUGAGAGCUUUGCUCAGAAUAGGAGUUUACCCACCAGAACAUGCACACAUGCAGAAUGCCUUGUGGUUGACCCGUAAGAUAAGCAUGCCCCCUGUGUAAUCAUCUAACUCAUGCGCAGAACUUUAUGCCAUUUCAAUCGAAGUAUGCAUAUACCCGAGUUGAACAUAGGUCCCAAAGGCUUUGCUUAUUUUUUAAGUUCGCCACACUGAAGCCUUUAUGCGCAAUAAGCCUCACAAAUUCCUGCGGUUUCCCAGGACGUUGUCUAUCCUAUCUUACCUUAUCGGGCACAUGCUCACCCAUGAGGUUCACAAACCUUAAGAGCAUUUGCGUAAAACCUGAACAAAGUGGGCCUUUCAAGUGCCAGCAAUUUCCGAGAAACUUGUAUUGGAAUUCCCUCUUCGUUGGCCGUAUAGACUGCAGACAGAGCCAGACUAUUUGACCUUGCUCUGGAGCCUCUUGUCCAAAUGCCACUGUUUGUCAUCACUCUAAUGUAUUGGACAGUAGUAAAUGAUUCAUCUCCAACUGUGAUCUAGAAGCUGGGUCAAUAAAUAUGCGACAUUGUUUAAUGUUUCUCAGAGCAGCUACUCUGUUCUGCACCUGAAUGUACAUUGGGUCAUGCUCUAGCUCUUGUUCCAAAGUCCCUUGAACUCGCUCGAGGUGUGCUCUUUGAGGCGAGGUCUAAUAGGUUUGAAAAAAUGUCUUUAUAGUUUUCCCUUUAUACUACUAUCUACGAGGAAGAUAGAAUGUAACAAAAGUUAAUGUGUAACCAGAAUUUAAUCUUGUUUAUUAAAAAGUAAAAAGAUUGGCAGUUUAAACGUUUUGUAUUGUUUCUUUCAGCGGCUGCCGAUUUUGGUACUGAAGUAACGGCUCGUUGACACCCCUGAGACUGCUUACGACGGGAUAGGCUAAAAACCGGUUUUAAGCCUCUUGUGAGGGCUUACGGCAUUUUGCAUUUCUGUGCAGACGGUAGGCAGCAGUCACAAGAGGCUUGAAAGCCGGUCUUGUCUCAGUUGGUCGUAUUGAAACGCAAGUGUGUGAACGGGCCUUAAGUAGUGUGAAGUAACUUUUUCCUAGAUUUUUCUUUUGAUGUCCUGUAUUGUGGGAAGACCUCAUUCUAGCAGUUCCCUCGGUGGGGGGCUGAUCGCCACACGUGUGUGUGCACCACAUCAUUUCCUGCUACCGGUUGGGACAUCGCUAGUUGAAUAUCCUUCGCACUGCCCAGCAGGUUUUGCUAUAAAUUAGCACUGUGCCCACUCUGAAAACAGUGUAGUGCCCCUUCAGGACUGCAUUGACUCAAGUUUUUAUAAAAUUUGGAACUCAUGUGCUUAUACUCUGUUUUUGCCUUCCUUCUUUGCAUGGCAUCUUUGCAAUCAUGUGUUUAUAUGGCAUCUACUUUGAGAUGUAGGUGUCCUUAUAUGUUGGAAAAUUCCUCUUGCUUGUUUUUGUGUAACACAGGUUAAUAGUUUGUUUCUCUGCUUCGCUCAUGGCUAACAUUCUUAUAUUUUUUAUUAGAAUGAGGACGGUCGGUGAAGCCAAGUUUCAAUUAAUACUAACUCAGCCAUGAAUUUGAUUAAUUACAGGGUCCUUUGAAUUGUUGCUCAGUGUGUGUUUAUUUUUGCAUUGUGUAAUUAAUUUAAAAGCAUAUCUUUAUUGCAAUGAUUUUUUUUCUUUUCACUCUUGCGUUUGGCUUUAACAAAAUCUGUGGAUGAUAAAUAUGUAAUCAGACUUUUGUUUACCCUCAAGGCCCGAGGGUAAAUAUUAAUACAAAUUUAUUUAAAAAUAUAAAUAAAUAAAUGAAUAAAUAAGCAUCUGC